AUGUAGUCUUUUAAUCCCUCUCCAGUUGACAAAGACAAGAAAAUUAAAAUUAUGGAUGAAUUAAUUAAGACUAAUUAAAAACAUAUAGAUCAUCUAAAACAAACAAUCACAUAAUUAAAAAAAGUAUUAAAAGAUAUCAAUAAAUAUAGUAAUUAUAAUUUGAAUAGAAAAGAAACUAAGAUCUUGAAAAGGAUAAUACUACCAUAAAGGAUUAAAUUAAAAAACUUCUUUCUAAACCUACAUUUCAUACUUAAUUCACAUAAACAUCAUCCGAAAUUAAUCAUCGAGAUUAGCAACAUUUAUCUAUCAAAGAAGUAUAAUAAAUUCACAAUACCUCUGAAAAUAUAUAAAAAUCUGAUAUUGACCAUACAUAACCUAAGUAAAACAUAAUUAAUUAAAUAUCUCCUUCAAAAUAAGAAAUCAAGAAAAUCCCUAAACUUGAUCUUAAAAUUGAUAUCAAUUCAGCUCUUUAACGAUAAUAGAGUGGACCUAUUAGUAGUGUUAAAAAAUCAUAAACUUAUUUACAUGGUUUAACUAACGUCAAAUUGAUUGAUGCUAUAAAGGAAAGAAUACCUGAAAAAUAAAAUAGGAUUGUAAUAUAUUUUAAUUUAAAGAUAUUUCAAGGCUUCUUAAAUUACAGGAGAUAGAGCGGGAAAUCAAAUGAGAAAGUCUUUACUAUUCAAUUUUUAAAAUAAUAAAUCAAUUAUUAUUAAUGAUUGUGAAAAUUAGGAAGAUUAAGAAAUACACAGAAGUAGAAAUUCAGAUGGAAAAAAAUAAUAGUAGUUUAUUGAAUCCAUUGAAGAAUAUAGAGUUGAAACUUUGGAAGUAUCUGCCUUAUAAUUACCUGCCUAUAAUUUAUAUGAAAAAUUUUAUAUUCUGGGUUGUGAAAAAAAGGAAUUUUUAGAGUUUGAUAAUGAUCCCAAUAUUAAAGAAGGUAUUCUACCUGCUAAUAUUUUAUUUAAAAGUGAUUCCACAAAAACGUAUAUUUCAUUCACUUUAUUAGACCUGUCUAUGAAGAUAUUAUUAAUGGAUUUGUGUAUCCAUUUGGUAAUCAAGUUGAAAAAAUCAAAGUUAAUGAUUCAUUUCGAAAAUUAAAAGAGUAUCUAAAAUUCAUUAUUUCAGAAUUAUGUAUUCAGGUAAUAAAUACGAAUUAUUGGACAAAUUCUCUUUAUUUACCAUUAAAAAUUAAGAAAAUACCGAUGAUCUCUAAGAGCAUGUCAAUUAAAAUUUAUUGAAUUAAGCAAAUCCUGAAAAGUUACUCUAUGGAAUUUGUCUAUCUGUUUACGAUUUUAUUGAAACUACUCCUGAUCAUAUUAAAUUAACAUUUGAAAAUAGAAAAAAAAGAAUUUUUUGGAAAUACAAAAAAACUUAUUGUUUUAUAACUUUCUUUCCAUUUUAUGAAUUAUUCUAAGAUCUAUUAAUCUCAAUUAUAAGUAAUAAAGUAUGUAUAUUAUUUAAUAGAUUUAAUUAAAAUCAAUAGAACUGAUAGGUAUUUAAAGAAAUAUUCAGCAGAAUACGAAGUUCUUAAAGAUGUAGAUGGUUAGUAAAUUAUACUUGUAUAUAUAAAAUAUUAUUAAAAUAUUAGGAGUUUUAAGAUGAAUUAACUAAAUUUUUAAAUUUAAUUUAAUCAAUUAAACCAAUGUUAGGACAUUAAUAAUUAGAAAUCUAAACUUUAGCAGGUACUCUUAAAUAUAGAAUUCCUAAUUAAUUAUAAUUAGAUGUAGAAUUAAGAAUUUGGAGUGCCAAUGUUACUUUAUAAAUUUUAAAUUUUAAAGAAAUCUUAACAAUAUUUUUAGCAAUGAUAUCUGAAAUCUCAAUUAUUUUUGUUUGUGAGAAAAGCAAUAUCUUAACAUCAAUUAUGUAUUAAAUUUUAGAAUUAUCAGCCAUUUUUUCCAUCAUUUAUUCCGUCCUUUAGAAUGGACACAUGGAAUCAUUUAUAAUGUACCUGAAUAAUUAACAACUAUGAUUCAAUCACCAGUUCCAAUCAUUAUUGGAGUCAAUCUUAUAGAAAGUGAUUUCAAUAUAUUGGGUCUUUCUGAAAAUUGUGAAAAUCAUUUAUUUGUAUUUUUGGAUCGAGAUAAAGAAAAUAAAUUUAUCGCCAAACCAACAAAUGUAAUGAAAGAUAUAGUUACUCCUUCAUUUGGAGGAUUUCUAUCAUAAAUUGAUACUAUUAUUAAAAAUUAAACCAAUAUACGUAAUCCUAGGUAAUUAUACCUUUUAUAUUUUUAUUAGUCCAAGUAUUAGAUAAACUUCAAAUAAACAUGAAGAUAAAAAAGUAAUUAAAUUUUAUUUUGAUGAUCAAGAUCAAAGUAAAAGCAAAUAAGUACUUGAAAUCUUUAAAAAAAUAAUUAAUUAAUAUAUCAUUUCUAAAUUACCAUAAUCAAAUUAAGAUGGACUUAAAGUUAAUAUUUAAAUAUUUAUAAUAGAAUUAACAAAAUGUGAAUUUAUAAUUUAUUGAGCAUUACUUACUCUCUGAAUCUGAUCUUAAGGAUAAAAAAUUUAUUUAGAAUCUAUUUAAGACAUAACAUUUCUAAUAUUUUAUAUAACAACAUUAUUUGUGA
Messenger RNA from Paramecium sonneborni, 2561 nucleotides. Lineage: Eukaryota; Ciliophora; Oligohymenophorea; Peniculida; Parameciidae. The record is from the annotation of a GenBank genome assembly.